UGGAAUUCAAGGAGAGAAACAUACUUCCUUAGGUAAGCAGCUUCUGACGGCCCCACUUGGAGACGUCAGUACCCCCACCUAGACAGGAUGACGGGGCAGUGCGCAACGACACAACCCGGCUCCGAACCGUGAUAUAGCUUCCGGAGCAGCAGCAACUUGGUACUUGUCGGACGGGAUCCAAAGCUCAUCCAAGCUCACGAUGCCCGCCUACAACUCCGUCUUCAACGGCGACCCCUCGCCGCGCCUGGUCGGCAACUUUCCGCUGCUGCCGCUGCGCACCAAGACGCGCGGCCCGGCCUACACGCUCCCCUACCCGAACCCUCCCGUACCGCUCAACGACGCGCCCGAGCCCGAUAGCGAGAGCUACGACAUCCUGGACGAGGUGCUGCUGCUCUUUCGCGCAAACACCUUCUUCCGCAACUUUGAGAUCCAGGGCCCCGCCGACCGGGUGCUGAUAUACGGCAUCUUGUUUGUGAGCGAGUGCCUCACCAAGAUCAAGCCCACCGCCGGCGUGCGCGACGCGACCAAGGAUGUCCAGAACCUCGCGCUUGACAACAACUUUGCCAUCCCCGGGGACCCAGGCUUCCCGCUGAACCAGAUGUACGAAGCACCCCGCGACAGACAAGACGCUGAGCUUCUUCGUCAGUACAUGGCGCAAUGCAGGCAGGAGUUGGCAAUUAGAUUAUUGGCACGAGUGUACGAGGAGGGUGGUGACGGAAAGCCGAGCAAGUGGUGGCUGAGCUUUACGAAGCGCAAGUUCAUGGGAAAGUCGCUUUAAAUUGGGACUUGAACCUCAAGCAAUGCGGUGUGCCUGUGAUCGUUGAACGAUGCCACCUAAUGAACAUUGACAGAAGACAAAAGUAUCCAGGGCUGGGAAUGAUGGUCUACGCGGUGUAAAUAUUGCAAACAAUCAGCAUAAACGGAAUGCAGAAUUCCAGGUUGGCCAAUCUUUGUAUUCUUACAUGACAUUCACCCAUGUUUUCAUUUAGCAUGUUUGCGGUAACAUCCAUGAGGGGUAUCUGAAAAUGAAAAUUAAG
This is a messenger RNA of Pyricularia oryzae 70-15, 1037 nucleotides long. RefSeq names its product ARP2/3 complex 21 kDa subunit. Gene Ontology annotation, cellular component: Arp2/3 protein complex; cytoskeleton. NCBI's taxonomy places the organism in Eukaryota, Fungi, Ascomycota, Sordariomycetes, Magnaporthales, Pyriculariaceae. The record is from RefSeq and is a predicted model, not a curated record. Gene Ontology annotation, biological process: Arp2/3 complex-mediated actin nucleation; regulation of actin filament polymerization. The transcript has 3 exons. Gene Ontology annotation, molecular function: actin filament binding. The coding region runs from base 200 to 778 and encodes 192 amino acids.